Stylonychia lemnae is the source of this 660-nucleotide messenger RNA. The record is from the annotation of a GenBank genome assembly. NCBI's taxonomy places the organism in Eukaryota, Ciliophora, Spirotrichea, Sporadotrichida, Oxytrichidae.
AUGGGAAAUAAUCACAAUAAGUACUUCAACCAAAAUAAAAGAAAGGUUUUGAUUCUAGGAUUAUCAUCUUCUGGAAAGACGACUCUGCUGAGAAUGAUUAAAGGAGAUGAGAAAGGUAAAGGGUCUCUUCAUACUCCUACUGAUAUGUUUAACAAUGAACAAAUUAAGAUCAAGAAAAAUAUUGAGCUUGAUAUUUGGGAUUUAGGUGGCAAACUCCCUCAUUUAUGGGUGCAUCAUUUCAAGGGCUCCUAAGGAAUCAUAUAUAUGAUAGAUGGCGUUAGUACUCUCAAUAAUGAUUAGAAAAAGCAAUCUGCUAUCUAGGAAUUAUUGAAUGUAUUAGUGGGUAAUGCCAAUAUUCCUAUUAUUGUUUUUAUAAACAAUAAAAACAGAAACUUUGCUGAGAAUAGCAGCAAGCAGUCUGAUUAGAGAUGCAUAGAUGAGGAAUGGCUAAAAGAUAAUGUUUUUGAUAAACUUGAUAAUAUACGUAAAUAUAUCCCAUUGCUUUAAUUUAACACUAAUUUAGAUAAUUAUAAGAUCAAGAUAUUAAUAGGAAAUCUAAUAAUGGAGAAAGGAUUAGAUUAGCUCUAGAUUAGUAAAGGAGAGACCAAUAUAAUCUAUGAUUGUGUCAACUACUUGAUUGAUAAUAUGAAACCCCUUUGA